AGCCCGUCAACCGCCGUAGUUUUCGCUUUGCAGGCUGCGUUGGGUUGCUUACUUUGUCGGCGACUUGAUAGGUCCUCAUGGACGUCCUCUCUGGCAAUCAACCCGCUCCGGGAGAAAUGGAAAAUCUCCCGUUUCCAGCACAAACGAGGCAGGCUGCUGGAGUCAUAGGGGGCGUUCAGACAGACGUGAUGGCAGUAUCGUUUUCGGAUAAGAUUCUAGUGACAAUAUCGCAGAAUGGGAGACUAGCGCAUUGGCUGCACGUCCCUCUCGAAAACACAAACCCUGGUACGAGCGGCUACCAUACGAUACCCGACGAAGGCGACGAUAGCUUACUUCCUCUUGCCGAACUGACAGCAACAACGGUGCUGGGCGGACGCUCUGGCGAGUUGGAGAGCAUUGGUCAUUUAUAUGCUUGCCAGAUCGCCAACGCUAUCGCAACGAAGAACCCGAGCGAGAAAAGGCUCCUCGUUGUGGGCCUUGGAUUGGACAAGCUGGAUGCGGACCGCGACAUUUUCUUUGGUAUUAUCGACCUGGUUCUGCGAUGCAUAUGAUGAUGGAGAAAGAUUUCCCCAAAUUUCACUUACAUCUUCCCCCUUUAACGCCCACCGUUCGGUGCUUGAAAUGUGGGGAGUUUAAAAUUCCACAUGUAAGAUGAAGUAGAUCCGCUUCCAAGUCGUGGAAUCUGUCCAUCUUUGAGGCUGGCAAUUAUUUACGCCGGGAGAUGAUUCGACAUUCGACAGGCUUACAUUUACGCACAUAACGAAAGGAAGUAAUUUUCCAGCUUCCCGGUCGUGCUAGUGCAGAAGCGUUAUAAGUGGAAGCAUCACAAUCAGAGAGACUGAACGCUACGAGAUCUUAAGCAAUCCCAAGGGUGUCUAGGGGAGAUUCUUAACAAUUUUUGAUGGGAGUAUUGGAAGCUAUGAUUAAUUCUUCUACGAUCUCUUGAGCUGUCUUUACUGCGAUCGCGAUCGAGUUGCACCAGAAUGCGCUUGUCAUAGAACUGCGUCAUGGGUUCAUAACUAUGUAUAAAGCUAUCACACAGAGCAAGAGUAGAGUAUUAUCAACUAUUAUGGGUACAUUCAUGGAAAAGAAA
Molecule: messenger RNA, 1093 nt
Organism: Coccidioides immitis RS
Lineage: Eukaryota; Fungi; Ascomycota; Eurotiomycetes; Onygenales; Onygenaceae
Product: proteasome assembly chaperone 3
Exons: 2
Coding region: 78-551 (157 amino acids)
Biological process (GO): proteasome assembly
Source: RefSeq, a predicted model, not a curated record